AUGGCGACGGAAUUGACAGUACAAUCGGAGCGUGCUUUCCAAAAGCAACCACAUAUCUUCGUUAACCAAAAGACAAAGCGAACGAAGAGUACCAGAGUUGGAAAGGGUGGGCGAAGAUGGUACAAGGACGUUGGUUUGGGCUUCAGGACACCCAAGACUGCGAUCGAGGGCACAUACAUUGACAAGAAAUGCCCUUUCACUGGCGAAGUCUCCAUCCGCGGCCGUAUCCUCACUGGCACUGUCGUCUCGACUAAAAUGCACCGCACUCUUGUCAUUCGCCGCGAAUACCUUCACUUCGUCCCUAAAUACACUCGAUACGAAAAACGACACAAGAACCUUGCGGCGCAUGUCUCACCAGCGUUCCGUGUGGAGGAGGGCGAUCAGGUUACGGUUGGGCAAUGCAGGCCUUUGAGCAAGACGGUCCGAUUCAAUGUUCUCCGGGUGUUACCUCGUACUGGAAAGGCUGUGAAAGGUUUCCAAAAGUUCUAG
Molecule: messenger RNA, 489 nt
Organism: Letharia columbiana
Lineage: Eukaryota; Fungi; Ascomycota; Lecanoromycetes; Lecanorales; Parmeliaceae
Exons: 3
Coding region: 1-489 (162 amino acids)
Biological process (GO): translation
Cellular component (GO): cytosolic small ribosomal subunit; ribosome
Molecular function (GO): structural constituent of ribosome
Source: RefSeq, a predicted model, not a curated record